Molecule: messenger RNA, 1008 nt
Organism: Dacryopinax primogenitus
Lineage: Eukaryota; Fungi; Basidiomycota; Dacrymycetes; Dacrymycetales; Dacrymycetaceae
Product: D-lactaldehyde dehydrogenase
Exons: 7
Coding region: 1-1008 (335 amino acids)
Molecular function (GO): oxidoreductase activity, acting on the CH-OH group of donors, NAD or NADP as acceptor
Source: RefSeq, a predicted model, not a curated record
AUGCCCGUCAUCCCUGCCUCAGGCAGAGUUCUUGUUACGGGAGCAACUGGUUUUCUGGGUUCGUGGACAGUACAGGAUCUGCUUCGGCAGGGAUACUGGGUUCGAGGCGCCGUGCGUUCGCGAGAGAAAGGAGAGCUGCUUGCGCGCUUCUUGACACCGUUCGGCAACCGAUUCCAAUAUGUCGUUGUUCCCGACAUGAAGAAGCAAGGUGCCUUUGAUGAGGCCGUCAGAGAUAUUGACGGCGUUGUGCACACGGCGGCGGUAGUCGACUUUAGAGGGACUUAUGAAGGAGUUUUCAUAACCACGAUCGAGGGCGUCAUGAGCCUGUUUCAUAGUAUACGUCGUUGCGGGACGCAUGUUCGUCGUGUAGUGUUGACAUCGUCCUUCGAUGCUGUCCUGGAACCUCAUCCACUAGGAUAUAACUAUAAUGAGCUGGACUGGAACAACCAUUCACUGGGCCUGGUAGAGCAAUACAGGGAGAGAGCCGCAUCACAUCACAUCUACUUUGCAGCUAAGACGGUCUCUGAACGUGUUGCGUGGGAUUUCAUGAGGAACAACGCGCCUCUUUCAUGGGAUCUCGUAUCCCUUACUCCUCCUUUUAUGUUUGGUCCAAUGCUUUUGAACACGAUCAACUAUACAUCAAACUUUCUCUAUUCCCAGAUUCUCAAAGAUUGGCCUACCAAUCAGGUCGGCCAGUUCGUAGGAUUCUGGAUCGACGUCCGCGAUGUUGCGAUGGCGCACGUUCUCGCCCUGCAGAAGGACAAGGCGGGUGGGGAAAGGAUCUUGAUCGCUGCCGGUCCCUUCGCAUGGCAAGACGUCUACGACUCAUUACAGACCGUUGAAAGCUCGUUUCAGAUGCCUCGUGGGAGCCCUGGCGUCAAGAGAGGUUUGGUAAACGCCGCGGACACAACCAAAGCUGCGCGCAUUCUUGGUCUCAAGUAUCGGGGCCUCGGCGAGGCUGCUCGCGAUACCAUAAUCAGCUGCAGAGUCCGCCGAACAUGUGUGUAG